AUGUCUCUUUCUAAGGAGUCAGAUGAACUUGUUCUUUUUGUGAAUGGAAGAAAGGUCAUCGAGAAGAAUCCAGACCCUGAAGUAAAUUUAUUGUUGUACCUGAGGAAAACAGUCGGACUCACAGGGACCAAGUAUGGCUGUGGAGGAGGGGAUUGUGGUGCUUGCACAGUGAUGAUCUCAAGAUACAACCCCAUCUCUAAAAAGAUCCGUCACUUCUCUGUCACUGCCUGCCUGGUGCCCAUUUGCUCUCUCUAUGGGGCCGCCAUCACCACCGUGGAAGGUGUUGGAAGCACCAAAACCAGAAUUCACCCCGUGCAGGAAAGGAUUGCUAAAGGCCAUGGCACCCAGUGCGGGUUCUGCACCCCAGGAAUGGUGAUGAGCAUCUAUACUCUCCUGAGGAACCACCCGGAACCCUCCACAGAGCAGUUAAUAGAAACUUUAGGUGGUAAUUUAUGCCGCUGCACGGGAUACAGACCCAUUGUGGAGAGCGGGAAAAGUUUUAGUCCUAGUUCAUCUUGCUGUCAAAUGAACGGGGAAGGGAAAUGUUGUUUGACUCAAGAAGAAAAUGAGCCUGGGAACAAAGCUAGUGUUUGUACCAGAUUGUAUGAUAAAGAAGAAUUUCAGCCCUUGGACUCAACCCAGGAAUUUAUAUUUCCACCUGAACUAAUGAUAUGUUCUUUGUCUUCUAUUUCUAGAAUGGCAGAAGAACCCCAAAAGAAAAUUCUGACUUUCCAUGGGGAGAGGAUUACCUGGAUCACCCCAGGAACUCUAAGUGACCUUCUGGAGCUGAAAAUGAAGUAUCCUAAAGCCCCUCUUGUGAUGGGGAACACCUCUGUUGGGCUUGAUAUGAAGUUCAAGGAAGUUUUCCAUCCAGUUAUUCUCUCUCCUGCAAUUUUGGAAUUGUUUCUCGUAACUAAUACAAACGCAGGGCUUACACUAGGUGCCGGCCUCAGCCUGGCCCAGGUGAAGGACAUACUGGCUGAUGUGAUCUGGAAGCUCCCAGAAGAGAGGACACAGACAUACCGGGCUCUCUUGAAACAUCUGAGAACGCUGGCUGGACAACAGAUAAGGAACAUGGCUUCCUUAGGAGGUCAUAUUAUCAGCAGACUUUCUACUUCUGAUCUCAACCCCAUUUUGGGUGUAGGCAAUUGCAUCCUCAACAUUGCUUGUAUAGAAGGAACACAGCAAAUUCCUUUAAACAGUCAUUUUCUUGCGGGAACAGCACAUGCAAAUCUUAAACCAGAACAAGUCCUAGUGUCUGUUUUCAUUCCUGUCUCUAAAAAGUGGGAGUUUGUGUCAGCUUUUAGGCAGGCCCCACGUCAACAAAACGCCCUUGCCACAGUGAAUGCUGGAAUGAGGCUCCUUUUCAAAGAUGGUACAAACACCAUUGAGGAGUUAAGCAUCUUCUAUGGAGGAGUUGGCCCUACUACAAUCAGUGCAAAUAAGUCCUGUGAGCAACUUAUUGGAAGGUGCUGGGACGAGGGAAUGUUAAGUGAAGCUUGCAGGCUUGUUCUAGAUGAAAUCAGCCUUCUAGGCUCCACUCCCAGAGGAAUGGUGGAAUUCAGAAGAACUCUCAUGCUCAGUUUCCUCUUCAAAUUCUACUUAGAUGUGUUGCAGCAGUUAAAGAAGCAGGACCCCAGUGGAUAUCCUGAUAUCUCACAGAAAUUUCUAAGUGCCCUGGAAGACUUUCCUUUGACCAUACCUCAUGGGAUACAGUCAUACAAGGACGUAGAAUUCCGUCCCCAGCAGCACCCCCAAGACCCCGUUGGAAGGCCCAUCAUGCAUCAGUCAGGUAUUAAGCAUGCCAUGGGGGAAGCUGUAUUUUGUGAUGACAUGCCUGCCUUUGCAGAAGAACUCUUUCUGGCCGUGGUAACCAGCACCAAACCACAUGCUAAACUCAUUUCCAUCGAUGCCUCUGAGGCCCUGACAUUACCUGGUGUGGUGGAUGUGAUAACAGCUCAGAAUGUGCCAGGUGACAAUGGCAGUGAAGAAGAAAGACCGUAUGCACAGGAAGAGGUGGUUUGUGUUGGUCAGAUUAUCUGUGCUGUGGCUGCUGAUUCAUAUGCUCAUGCCAAGGAGGCUACCAGAAAGGUGAAGAUCACGUACCAAGAUGUGGAGCCUGUGAUUGUGAGCAUUCAGGAUGCAAUAAAACACAAAUCAUUCAUUGGGCCUGAAAAAAAACUAGAGCAAGGAAACAUUGAAGAGGCAUUUCAAUCCGUUGAUCAAAUCAUUGAAGGGGAAGUACACUUUGGAGGACAGGAACAUUUUUAUAUGGAAACUCAAAGUGUCCUUGUGGUUCCAAAGGCAGAAGAUAAAGAAAUGGACAUAUAUGUGUCAGGCCAGCAUGCAGCAUUUGUACAGGAAACAGUGGCCUCUGCCUUGAGUGUGCCAAAGAACAGGAUCAACUGCCAUGUGAAAAGGGUUGGGGGAGCCUUUGGAGGGAAAACGAGUAAACCUGCAUUUCUGGCAGCAGUGGCAGCUGUGGCAGCAGACAGGACUGGUCACCCAAUUCGUUUUAUUCUAGAGCGUGGAGAUGACAUGUUAAUAACAGGAGGACGCCACCCCCUACUUGGGAAAUACAAGAUUGGCUUCAUGAACAACGGGAAAAUUGAGGCAGCAGGCAUUGAAUAUCACAUCAACGGAGGCUGCACACCAGAUAACUCUGAACUGGUUAUAGAAUAUGCUUUGCUCAAAAUGGAAAAUGCUUGUAAGAUUCCCAACCUGCGUGUCCGAGGCCAAGCCUGCAAGACCAACUUGCCAUCCAAUACAGCCUUCCGGGGGUUUGGUUUUCCUCAAGGAGCAUAUGUAACAGAGACCUGGAUGAAUGCUGUGGCAGCCAAAUGUCACCUGCCACCAGAGAAGGUGAGGGAGUUAAACAUGUACAAAACAAUUGAUAGGACAAUUCACAAGCAAGAGUUUAAUCCAAAGAAUUUGAUAAGAUGUUGGGAGAAAUGUAUGGAAAACUCUUCCUACUACCUCAGGAAGAGGGCUACUGAGAAGUUUAACCAGCAGAAUUACUGGAAGAAAAGAGGAAUUGCCAUUAUUCCCAUGAAAUUCUCAGUUGGAUAUCCAAAGACAUUUUAUUUUCAGGCUGCUGCUCUGGUUCACAUCUACACAGAUGGGUCAGUCUUGGUUGCUCAUGGUGGAGUUGAAUUGGGACAAGGUGUUAACACCAAAAUGAUACAGGUGGCCAGCUGUGAAUUAAAGAUACCCAUGUCUUACAUUCACCUUGGUGAGAUGAACACUGUGACAGUCCCCAACACAAUUGCCACUGCAGCAUCCACAAGUGCAGAUGUCAAUGGAAAAGCUGUGCAGAAUGCCUGUCAGACCUUGAAGAGAUGCCUAGAACCCAUUAUCAGCCAGAGUCCUCAUGGCUCCUGGGAAGACUGGGUUAGUACCAAGUCUUUUUUUACUCAAAGCAUUAGUCUCUCUGCCACGGGAUACUUUAGGGGCUAUGAAUCUCACAUGGACGGGGAGAAGGGAGAAGGCGAUAUAUUUCCUUACUUUGUUUUUGGAGCUGCCUGUUCUGAGCUUGAAAUUGAUUGUCUGACAGGAGCUCACAAGAACACUAGAACUGACAUUAUCAUGGAUGCUUCUUUCAGUAUAAACCCUGCUGUGGACAUAAGACAGAUUGAAGGGGCAUUUACUCAAGGCCUUGGACUUUAUACCCUAGAAGAGCUGAAAUACUCACCUGAAGGAGUCCUAUACACAAGUGGUCCAGAACAGUACAAGAUUCCUUCAAUUACUGAUAUCCCAGAGGAACUUCAUGUGUCCCUGCUGACACCAACCCAAAAUCCAAUCGCAAUCUACUCCUCCAAGGGCCUGGGCGAGUCAGGAAUGUUUCUCGGUUCUUCCGUGUUCUUCGCCAUAACCGAUGCUGUGGCUACAGCUCGAAAGGAGAGGGGCCUGGCCCCAAUUUUGUCCAUGAACAGGCCGGCCACAUCGGAGCAGAUUCGAAUGGCCUGUGUGGACCGGUUUACAGACCUGGAAAUGCUUUUGAAGAGAACAUCCAGUGUCCUGAUGACCAACGACAGCAAAGCAAAAGUGAUGCCAUUAAUACUAGUGUUCUGGUGCAAAGAGGAGAAUUUAAACAAAAUAUGUCAGGCCAAUCUGUUUUCUCCAGUACAUUGA
Molecule: messenger RNA, 4131 nt
Organism: Orycteropus afer afer
Lineage: Eukaryota; Metazoa; Chordata; Mammalia; Tubulidentata; Orycteropodidae
Product: aldehyde oxidase 3-like
Molecular function (GO): FAD binding; oxidoreductase activity; 2 iron, 2 sulfur cluster binding
Source: RefSeq, a predicted model, not a curated record